AUGAUGACGAAUGUGUCGGACUUGGGCGUAUCGGGUUGGGGCCAAACUAAGAGGCUCUUCGUUUCGGCCCCAAUUGUGGGACUAAGGCUUGAUACUUACGAGAAGAUGGAGAACUUCUGCGGUGACGGCACCCUGUGGUUCUUCUAUGACUGGGACAACGGCGAGAGUGAAAUCAAGGACUCCCAGAAGAACUGGUUGUAUUAUGAGGAUGGAAAGGGCCAGCAGCAGACUUGGAGUCUCAACCCCCCAGACGCACAACGCUAA
Molecule: messenger RNA, 264 nt
Organism: Aspergillus affinis
Lineage: Eukaryota; Fungi; Ascomycota; Eurotiomycetes; Eurotiales; Aspergillaceae
Exons: 2
Coding region: 1-264 (87 amino acids)
Source: RefSeq, a predicted model, not a curated record